AAAAAAAAAAAGGAAUAUCAAAUUGAAUUUAUGAGUAUACAUCCAGGUACGCUACUAUUACUAAUACUACUACUACUAUUACUAUAUGCUUCAGAGAUUCUAGUAUGCAAAUCAUCUUUAUCAUUUAAUAUACGAUGCUUAACUUUAUUUUUAACAAUUGACUAUAGCUACACAAUAGGGUUAAUCUUGGUGAACAAAAGGGGGAGGAGAUAUAGUAAAUAUAUUUAUAUCCUCUACUAGUAGUCAAUUUCUUUAUGAAUGUGCUAUGUAGAUAAAUUGGUAGCUCAUCCAGUAACGAGAUACGUAUUUUUCAUUUCUAGUAAAUAUUCAUUAAAACUGGUUUAUGGUUUUUUUCUAAAAAAAA
Cokeromyces recurvatus is the source of this 364-nucleotide messenger RNA. RefSeq lists its product as uncharacterized. The transcript has a single exon. The record is from RefSeq and is a predicted model, not a curated record. Lineage: Eukaryota; Fungi; Mucoromycota; Mucoromycetes; Mucorales; Mucoraceae. The coding region runs from base 31 to 240 and encodes 69 amino acids.